AGUGGUGGGGGAAGGGGUGUUACUUGGGUUCCCAGGUUGGAAGAUUAUCUCACCCAGGCUGAACUAUAUAAACUGGCCAGGGUAGAGAAGCACAGCAGGGCUGACUCCAGGGCUUCAUUCCAUAGGAAAAACACACACACAGAAUCACAGCUGCCAACAUGAUGGUGCUGAAAGUAGAGGACCUGGUCACGGGGAAGAACAGCAGUGGGGAGGCAAGGGGAUUCCUUCCUGAGGGUUUCAGAGAUGGAGAAUAUGAAGCUGCUGUUACUUUGGAGAAGCAAGAGGAUCUGAAGACUCUUCCGGGCCACCAUGUGAACCUGGCAGAGCAACAGUGGAUAAGUGAGAAACAGCGAGAGGCAGAGCUCAAAAAGAAAAAAAUACAACAAAGAUCAAAACUUGAAAACUUAGAAGACCUUGAAAUGAUCAUUCAACUGAAGAAAAGGAAAAAAUACAAAAAAACGAAAGUUCCAGUUCUAAAGGAACCAGAACCCCAAAUUAUUACCGAACCUGUGGAUGUGCCUCAGUUUCUGAAGGCUGCUCUGGAGAAUAAACUACUAGUAGUCGAAAAAUUCUUGUCCGACAAGAACAAUCCAGAUGUCUGUGAUGAGUAUAAACGGACAGCCCUUCACAGAGCAUGUUUGGAAGGACAUUUGGCAAUUGUGGAGAAGUUAAUAGAAGCUGGAGCCCAGAUAGAAUUCCGUGAUAUGCUUGAAUCCACAGCCAUCCACUGGGCAUGCCGUGGAGGAAGCCUGGAUGUCUUGAAACUGUUGCUGAACAAAGGUGCAAAAAUCAGUGCCCGAGAUAAGCUGCUCAGUACAGCGCUUCAUGUGGCUGUGCGGACCGGCCGCUAUGAGUGUGCGGAGCACCUUAUCGCCUGCGAGGCAGAUCUCAACUCCAAAGACAGAGAAGGAGAUACCCCUCUGCAUGAUGCCGUGAGACUGAAUCGUUACAAGAUGGUCAGACUCCUGAUUAUGUAUGGCGCCGACCUCAACAUCAAGAACUGUGCUGGGAAGACCCCCAUGGAUCUGGUGCUCCACUGGCAGAAUGGAACCAAAGCAAUAUUUGACAGCCUUAAGGAGAACUCUUACAAAACCUCUCGCAUUGCUACAUUCUAGGGGAAGCUUUCAUUUGUUAGCUGCUCACUGGCGUGUUGAAGGGAUGGCCCAAAAGAAGAAUGAGCAGCCUGAAAACCCAGCUUCUCUUAUCAACCUGUUAUGAAGAUGUACCUAAUGAUGUAUCAAGAAAGCACAGGGUUAUAGGUGUUUAAAUUUCCUUUAGUGAAACCGCCUCUUUUUAAUUUAUUCCUGUGACACAUAUUCAGACUUUCACGAGCAUCCAUUUGGUGAGCAAAACAUAAUUUAUCUGUUAACACAUUCAGCACCUUCCUAUAGAUAGCUCUAAAACAUGUGAAUGGUCAAUUCUCUGAGUGCCUACUUAUGUGUUCUCACUCACACGAGAGAUUUCAAGGUAUUUUGAAAGGACAAAGAUGACGAUUACAGCCAUAUAUUCUUUGGAAUUUUAACAUUUGAAUGAACAAUGGAAGACAUGUAGUGACAAGAAAGAAGACAAAAGACUGAAAGCAAUAC
Messenger RNA from Fukomys damarensis (Damara mole-rat), 1586 nucleotides. It is a transcript of the gene Ankrd1, whose product is annotated as ankyrin repeat domain 1. The transcript is spliced from 9 exons. Gene Ontology annotation, molecular function: RNA polymerase II-specific DNA-binding transcription factor binding. NCBI's taxonomy places the organism in Eukaryota, Metazoa, Chordata, Mammalia, Rodentia, Bathyergidae. The record is from RefSeq and is a predicted model, not a curated record. Gene Ontology annotation, cellular component: nucleus. Gene Ontology annotation, biological process: regulation of transcription by RNA polymerase II. Bases 159 to 1115 code for a protein of 318 amino acids.